ACAGUUGCUUUUGUAUUUCGCGACGCGGGCGUGUUUCCUGCAAGUUUUCGUAGGUGCAGUCAUCGUAUUAGAGCAGCAGUGAUGCGCUCUUUCAUCUACGUGAUAUUCCAUCCCCUACAGACUCUUAAUUUAUGGCUCGAAAACGACCCCAAAGCCAGCGUAUACGAAGUCCUCUAUCUUCUCACCGUUUUCUCGGCCUUUGGCAUCUGGUUAGUCUUCGACAGGUACCAGAAAGCGCACAACAGUGCCGUGCCAUUCAGGCACAAUGCGCCCGAGGCAGCCGACCCGGAAUGGGAGUCGCUACGGAUUCAUAACGCCAAUCUCAGGUCACAUCUCACCGAACCGGAGUUGUUGCCUCAUCACUUCAUGGGAGAGAGGGAUUAUAUCACGUGUUACGAUCCCGCGAACUCGUUGCACAUCAGAACCGUCAUCGCAGAUACCGACCGCGAAAUCCAUGCAAAGAUCAACAGAGCCCGUGAUGCGCAGGUUUCCUGGGCACAAACGACGUUUGCACAGCGACGCCGUGUCAUGCGUAGUCUUCUCAAAUGGCUUGUUGAAAAUCAGGAGGUGUGCGCACGGGUCGCGUGCCGUGAUACCGGAAAGACGCUUCUUGAUGCCGCCCUUGGAGAGAUUCUGACCACUUGUUCAAAACUGGAAUGGUUGAUCAAUCAUGGAGAACGUGCUCUACGACCCGAGACGAGAUAUUCCAACCUGCUUAUGAGCUAUAAGAAAUCCCAAGUCAUAUAUGAGCCCAAGGGCGUAGUCGCUGCUGUUGUAUCCUGGAACUAUCCUCUGCAUAAUGCAUGGUCACCGAUCCUCGCUGCGAUCUUUGCUGGCAACGCAAUCGUUCUCAAGUGUUCUGAGCAUGUAGUUUGGUCUACUGACUGGUUUGUUGGUGCCAUACACAAGGCUCUCGAAGUUUGCGGUCAUGACGCAGAUAUUGUUCAGACCGUCAGCUGCUGGCCAGAUCAAGCAGAAAUUCUGACCAGGUCUCCCAUGAUAAAGCAUAUAACCUUCAUAGGCUCUGAAGAGGUUGGUCGCAAGGUGGCUGUGGCUGCGACGGAACACCUUACUCCUGUCACCCUUGAGUUGGGUGGCAAGGAUCCUGCCAUUAUCCUUCCCGAUACCGAUCUCCAGAGAUGGGCAAGUGUCUGGAUGCGUGGAAUUUUCCAAAAUGCCGGGCAAAAUUGCAUAGGUUUCGAGCGUCUGAUUAUUCAUUCCGAUCAAUAUGAUGAGCUCUUUGAAAUCUUAACCGAGAGGGCUAAGAAAAUGCGCCUCGGAUCUGUACUGGCUCCUUCGAGGGAAGGUUACAUCAACACCGUGGAUUGUGGCUGUAUGAUCACAAAUGAUCGCUUCGACCUGCUGGAGCAGCUUAUUUUCGAGGCCCAUGAGGCUGGGGCUCAUAUGGAUGUCGGUGGCAAGCAGUACCAACAUCCUUCAUCCCAUGGCAAUACGUAUUUCUCUUGUACGGUUCUGGGCGACGUGGAUCCCAAAUCGCGUAUAGCCCAAAUGGAAUUGUUCGCGCCCGUUGCCUUGCUCAUCCGGUACGACGACAUCGAAGAAGCUAUCAACAUUGCAAACGGAACCCGCUAUGGUCUCGGUGCCAGCGUGUUUGGACCUCACCAAGACUUAUGCCUGGAAGUUGCACGAGAGUUGGAAUGUGGCAUGGUCUGUAUCAACGAUUUUGCGAUAUUUUAUCUCAACCAAGAUCUUCCGUUCGGUGGGACGAAAGCUAGUGGUUAUGGUCGGUUCGGUGGACCUGAAGGGCUGCGUUCCCUAACGAAUCCAAAAGCCAUUGUAAGCGACUGCUGGCCUUCUAUAAUGCAGACGGCCAUUCCGAAGGUCCUUGAUUACCCUGUGCGGUCGCUAGUGCGAAGCUGGGACUUCAUCAGCGGCCUUAUUAUUCUUUUAUAUGCCGAUAGCUAUCGCGCCCGAUUCAACGGCUUGGUGCAGUUGACGAAGGCACGGAAAUGAUACCAGACGGACGUUGCUUUCUGGUGGAUUGCUGGAUUGCUACCGAGAUGACGCACUUUUCAUUUACUUAUCGUAUUUUUCGCUAUCUUAGCUACGGAUGUAUU
Pisolithus orientalis is the source of this 2078-nucleotide messenger RNA. Its product is annotated as Aldehyde/histidinol dehydrogenase. Gene Ontology annotation, molecular function: aldehyde dehydrogenase (NAD+) activity. The transcript has 12 exons. The coding region runs from base 82 to 1974 and encodes 630 amino acids. The record is from RefSeq and is a predicted model, not a curated record. NCBI's taxonomy places the organism in Eukaryota, Fungi, Basidiomycota, Agaricomycetes, Boletales, Pisolithaceae.